UCAGAAUUCCCCAUAGGUGUUCAGCUGGGUUCAGAUCAGGAGACAUACUUGGCCACUGAAUCACGUUCACCUUAUUAUUUUUCAGAAAUGCAACAGUGACCUUAGAUGUGUGUUUUGGAUCAUUGUCAUGUUAGAAAAGUACACGACGACCAAGGGCACGGAAUGAUGGUAGCAGUAGUAUCUCUCUCUUUCAAUAUAGAGCAUCAUGCAGCCCCACAGAAGGGCACUGCCACAACCAUGUUUCACUGUAGGCACCAUAUAUUUUUCUUCGUACUCUUCACCUUUGCGACACCAUACAGUUUUGAAGCCUUCCAUUCCAAAAAACAUUUAUCUUGGUCUCAUCACUCCAAAGUACAGAGUCCCAGUAGUUUUCUUCUUUUUUUUGGCAUGGGCCCUGGCAAAUUCUAGGCAGGCUUUUUUGUGCAUGGGCUUUAGGAGUGGCUUCCUUCAUGGAAGACACCCAUGCCAGCCAUUCCUCUGCAGUAUACUCCUUUUUGUGUCACGGGAAGCAAGCACUCCAGUUUGGCUUUCUACUUCUUUAGCUAACUGCAGUGAACUUGCAUGGCGAUUUUCUUCAACCCUUCUCAUC
Messenger RNA from Staurois parvus, 589 nucleotides. The record is from the annotation of a GenBank genome assembly. NCBI's taxonomy places the organism in Eukaryota, Metazoa, Chordata, Amphibia, Anura, Ranidae.